Messenger RNA from Plasmodium berghei ANKA, 390 nucleotides. Its product is annotated as mediator of RNA polymerase II transcription subunit 11, putative. The coding region runs from base 1 to 390 and encodes 129 amino acids. Lineage: Eukaryota; Apicomplexa; Aconoidasida; Haemosporida; Plasmodiidae. The transcript has 6 exons. The record is from RefSeq and is a predicted model, not a curated record.
AUGGAAACAAUAAAUGAUAAUCAUUUAAAUUCCUUGAAAAGGCUGAAGGACAUAUCAAGAAUAAUUGAAGCCACAUUACAGCAAAACAACAGAAUAAAGGGCAUUUUAGCAAAUGAACUGUAUUUUAGGAAAAAAUGUGAAGCAUCUAUAGAAACUAUAAAGAAUAAUACCGACGAACAAGAGUGCUAUAGGAAGGUUUCGAAAAUCUUUAUUAGGAAACCAAAGUCGGUUUUGGCAAAAGAACUUGAUGAAGAGCUGGCCGAGUAUAACAAAUAUAGCCCCCACCUAGUUGAUUUAAGAAAAAAACUAGUGGACAAAUUGGCAAAUUUGAAGGAACAGUAUUUACAGGCCCAAGAAGCUAUUGAAAAAGAAGCUAGCCAAGCUCCUUAA